Molecule: messenger RNA, 2727 nt
Organism: Castor canadensis (American beaver)
Lineage: Eukaryota; Metazoa; Chordata; Mammalia; Rodentia; Castoridae
Gene: Rad54b
Product: RAD54 homolog B
Biological process (GO): reciprocal meiotic recombination; double-strand break repair via homologous recombination
Cellular component (GO): nucleus
Molecular function (GO): DNA translocase activity; ATP binding
Source: RefSeq, a predicted model, not a curated record
AUGAGACGAUCUGUAGCACCAAGCCAGUUCCAGGGGAAUUCCUUCAAAAAACCAAAAUUCGUGCCUCCAGGGAGAAGUGCUUCAAGUCUGAAUGAAGAGACUACAAAACGGAAUCCAGAUAUAAAAUUAUUUCAGGGUAUUGCAAAUAAUGCCUUUCUCCAGUCACAAAAUGAUCCUGGAAUAUGCAGUUCAAAUCUUUUGCCUACUGAAGGAAGUACUCGUGAAAUUAAUCAUGGGGAUAAAUACAGCAGUAAAUAUUGUUUAGAAGCAUCUGCAGUGACAUUAGACCCACUUCUUGCAGUUCAUUCUGCCUCUAAAGAAGUAACAGAGUCCAAGGAACAAGAAGAGAAACCUGAUAGCCUAGUAAAAUACUUCAGUGUUGUUUGGUGUAAGGCUUCAAAGAAAAAGCACAAAAAGUGGGAAGGUGAUGCUAUUCUUGUUGUUAAAGGAAUGUCAUUUACAUUAAAGGAUUUGGAAGGCAAAGACAUUGGAAGAGGCAUUGGAUAUAAAUUCAGAGAGUUUGAAAAGAUAGAAGAGGGCCAGACACUGAUGAUUGGUGGAAAAGAAAUAGAAAUCAUGGGCGUAAUCUCUUCAGAUGACUUCAACAGUGGAAGGUGUUUUCAGCUUGGAAGAGGAAGUCCUGCUACCCCAAGUUUUUCUCAGGCUGCCAGGAAGUGUUUUUCUAAACCUUUCAAAAGUGUUUGUAAACUGAAUUCCAAGGAAAAUAGACAGAAUGAUUUCCAAAGUUGUAAACCACGCCAUGACCCAUAUACACCAAAUUCACUGGUUAUGCCACGACCAGACAAGAAUCAUCAGUGGAUGUUCAAUAAGAACUGUUUCUCUCUUGUGGAUGUAGUGAUAGACCCUCAUCUUGUGCAUCACCUUCGACCACAUCAGAAAGAAGGAAUCAUAUUCCUUUAUGAGUGUGUAAUGGGAAUGAGGAUGAACGGCAGAUAUGGAGCUAUUCUUGCUGAUGAAAUGGGUUUAGGGAAAACAUUGCAGUGUAUUUCACUCAUCUGGACCCUCCAGUGUCAGGGACCCUAUGGAGGCAAGCCAGUAAUAAAGAAGACACUUAUUGUCACACCUGGAAGCUUGGUGAAUAAUUGGAGGAAAGAAUUUAAAAAAUGGCUAGGAAAUGAAAGGAUCAAGAUAUUUACUGUUGAUCAGGACCACAAAGUUGAAGAAUUCAUCAAAUCUACAUUUUAUCCUGUUCUUAUCAUCAGUUAUGAAAUGUUUCUUCGUUCCCUGGAUCAAAUUAAGAAUAUAAAAUUUGAUCUUCUAAUCUGUGAUGAGGGGCAUCGUUUGAAGAACAGUACCAUUAAGACAACUACAGCCCUCAUCAGCCUCUCUUGUGAGAAAAGAGUAAUUCUAACUGGUACUCCAAUUCAGAAUGAUCUACAAGAGUUUUUUGCAUUAAUUGAUUUUGUUAAUCCAGGAAUAUUAGGCUCUUUGUCAUCUUAUAGGAAAAUAUAUGAAGAACCGAUCAUUAUGUCAAGAGAACCUUCUUCUUCUGAGGAAGAAAAAAAGUUAGGAGAGAGAAGAGCAGCUGAACUUACUUGCCUCACUGGACUUUUUAUUCUUAGACGAACCCAGGAAGUCAUAAAUAAAUACCUUCCACCUAAAAUAGAGACUGUAGUCUUUUGCCGACCAGGAGCACUACAGAUUGAACUUCAUCAAAAGCUGUUGAAUUCUCAGGCUGUCAGGUUCUGCCUUCAGGGGCUGUUGGAAAAUAGUGCUCAUCUACUCUGUAUAGGAGCUCUUAAAAAACUGUGCAAUCACCCCUGCCUUUUGUUCAGCUCAGUGAAGGAUAAAGAAUGUAGCUCAACUGGUGAUGAAAAUGGAGAAAGGAAUCUGUACCAAGGCUUGCUAAAUGUGUUCCCUGCUGAUUACAACCCUCUCCUGUUUACUGAGAAUGAGUCAGGAAAACUACAGGUGCUGUCAAAGCUCUUAGCAGUUAUCCACGAACUUCGUCCCACUGAAAAGGUGGUUUUGGUAUCCAACUACACACAAACCUUGAAUAUUUUACAAGAAGUAUGCCAGCGCCAUGGAUAUGCUUAUGUAAGACUUGAUGGGCAAACACCAAUCUCUCAAAGGCAGCACAUUGUGGAUGGCUUCAAUAGCAAAUAUUCUUCUGAUUUUGUUUUUUUGUUAAGUUCAAAAGCUGGUGGUAUAGGACUAAACCUCAUUGGAGGAUCUCACUUAAUUCUCUAUGACAUUGACUGGAAUCCAGCCACUGAUAUCCAGGCUAUGUCUAGAGUAUGGAGAGAUGGUCAGAAAUAUCCUGUCCAUAUUUACAGACUCCUCACCACAGGUACAAUAGAAGAAAAGAUCUAUCAAAGGCAGAUCAGUAAGCAAGGUCUUUCUGGGACAGUUGUAGACCUAACCAAGGCAUCUGAACAUAUUCAGUUUUCAGUAGAGGAACUUAAAAAUUUAUUCACAUUUCAUGAAAGUUCACAUUGUGUUACUCAUGACCUGCUUGACUGUGAGUGUACGGGAGAAAUAGAUCACGCAGAUGAUUCUUUGGAAAAGUCUGCCAUCUCUAGACAUUGUCAACUUGGUCCACAUCACCAGAAGUCUGAUUCCCUGAAACCUCUUUCCAUGUCACAGCUGAAACAAUGGAAACAUUUUUCUGGAGAUAAUUUAAAUCUUACAGAUCCUUUUCUUAAAAGAAUAAGAGAUAAUGUGUCAUUCUUUUUUCAGAAUAUAACCAAUCCAUCUACUGCUUGA